UUUGCGAGUAGUAAGCAGCGGUGUUAGUUCGUUAGUGCUGCUGGUCGUCUUCUUGCGAUUUUUCCUUCCAAAUUGAGACACCAGCAGUCAAUAGGCUUUCAAACCGACAACGGGUCGCGAUUCUUCUCAAGAAAUUGGUGGAUUAAAAACGUCCCAGUGGGGCCGUCGGUUGCAAUAAUUAUUACAAUCAUAAGAAGAAAGAAGAACCAGCGGGGAGCGUGUAGCGAGAACAAAAAUCCAACGAAGGUGCAAUAUUAGCUGAUUAGUGAUGUCUUCAGGUGUUUCCAAUUUGAAGCAGUGUGCAUGACGUUUGGGGUCCGGUGAGCGGGGGGGAAAUUGAUGAUACGGUGAAGCAUUACGCGAUUCCGACUCUGUUGGCCAACCAUAGAAGAAGAAGCCAAGUGCACGACAAGGGUUUUGGAUUUUUCUUCGGCGUUUUCCUAACCGAGGGUGAAAGGAAUUGGGAGAAUCAACAAUUCGACGGCACGAAAGUUGCUGCUGUGCUCGCGCUCCGGAGGAAGCUAACGAGCGGACAAAAGGAUUAGGAGGCCGGUGCUGGUUUUCGACGUGGCAGACAGGUUUUUGCAUCGCGUAUAGAAGCGUGGUUGAACUUCGCUGAAUAAGUUGCACGAAAAGUGGGAUUUAUUGUCUUGUUUGGCGAAGCAGUGGGCGGAGGAGCUGAAAUAAAAAAAUAUAUAAAGCGAGACAUCGGUCGCAUAUACGACGGAGAAGACGACGACCGAAAGACGGAUUUUCUAGCGCGACACUAGCGAAAGGUUAACAAGAUGCGACAACCUUGGCGUCGAGUGGAGAAGGUCCCGCUGGAGUGACCUCCGGCAACAGAGUGCAGCAACGAAUGACCGAACCGUCCACUUGGAAAGCAAGCGCGACACGCGAAAGCCAUAAACCCCCUCGUCCUCGACACGACGUCACCAGCUGCUCGCUCGGUCGCGUGCAUCGCCUCGCUGAUUUCCAUUCGGAGCCUCAACUAGUCCAACAACACCGUCCAGCAGCGCGAUGAGCGUCCUUGAAGUCCAGCGAAGAAGGCGGCGAGCAAAUCAAAUCUAAGCCAUCUUGGGGUGGCGCUUGAAGAGUGCUUUGGAGAAAGGGUCGAAGGUCACGCGAUAGGUUUCGCGGCUGGAACAAAGCACAGGCUGGAAAUAGCAUUGGCCUACUGAGAUUGGAUUGUAAUCGCGGCCUGUCGUCAUCCUUUGCUUGGGAUUGCCAUCGGCAGCAACUGAUUGGUUGCCCCGUUUGCUGAACGAUGAUGUUUGGUCAACGCAGUGAAAAGAUGGACCUGAACAACGAGAACAUUCAGUCCGCAUCGGAAAUUAUUGAAAACCGCCUCUACUUUGUCGCCUUCAAGAAGGACUUCAAGCCGCGGGGAACGUCCAACACCCACUACUUCAGCAUCGACGACGAGCUGGUGUACGAGAACUUCUACAACGACUUCGGCCCGCUGAACAUCUGCAUGCUCUAUCGGUACUGCCGACUGCUUAACGAAAAGCUCCGUUCGCAGCAGCAUGCCAAGAAAAAGAUCGUCCACUACACCACGGUGGAUGCGUCCAAGCGGCUUAACGCCGCCUAUCUGAUGGGAGCUUACUCAGUGAUCUAUCUGAAGCGUACCCCAGACGAAGCCCUAAAACCUCUGACGUCCGGCUGCAACGUCCUGACCUAUACCAAAUUCUGCGACGCAUCCUACGUCUACUCCGGCUAUCGGAUAUCGCUGUACGACUGUAUCCACGCCGUUGCCAAAGCGCUGGACGCCGGCUUCUUUCGGUUCGACGACUUCGAUGCCCAGCAGUACGAGUACUAUGAACGGGUCGAGAAUGGCGACUUCAACUGGAUUGUGCCGGACAAGUUUCUAGCGUUCUGCGGGCCGCACAGCAAGUCCCGGCUGGACAACGGCUAUCCCAUCCACUCACCGGAGACGUAUUUUGAGUACUUCCGAAAGUACAACGUGACGACGAUCAUCCGCCUUAACGUGAAGAUCUACGACGCAGCGCGAUUUACCAAUGCGGGCUUCACCCAUCACGAUCUGUUCUUCGUGGACGGGAGCACGCCGAACGAUGCCAUACUGAAGAAGUUUCUGACGAUCUGCGAGCAGGCGGAUGGGGCCAUUGCGGUGCACUGUAAAGCCGGACUUGGUCGCACGGGUACCCUUAUCGGAGCAUACCUCACCAAGCACUACAAUUUCAACGCGUUGGAAGCGAUCGCUUGGCUGCGACUUUGUCGCCCGGGGUCCGUCAUCGGGCACCAGCAGCAGUGGAUGCUGAGCAAAGAGGCAUACCUGAUGAACGAGGGAGUAGCCUACCGGAAGCGGUUGGCCAUUAGCCGAACUCCGAAGCACGAGUUCGGAAUCUACAGUAUUAAGCAGUACGACGAUUGUCAAAGCGAACCGGCAGAUAAAACCGAGGUCAGCCAGCGGAAUCCAUCGGUGGUGACGGUAAGGACGUUCCUUUCGACUUCGACGUCGUCGGAAUCGUCCUCGAGUGCGUCUUCGUCGGCGACUUCCUCGACGACGACCACUCCAGUCGCGAACAAGGUUCCGAUUGCAACGGUCGCCGGAGGCUGCAACAACAACCGGGUGCAGAUGCUGCUGAAGGAGCGCGUCCGAGGGAUUUCCCACAAGGUGGACACCAUGCGGUUGAACGAUGAAAAGGAUCAGAAGCAGAGCAAUAACCUGAACAACAACUUCGAUGGCGGAACGAGAAACACCGGUUUGAUCGUGGACGUGGUCGAUGGAGUGAAUUCGCCGGCUUUAACUGCGAACGCGAAGUGUGCCACCAUUCCAGUGACCCGGCGGUUCAAAACGGUGCGCGAUAGCCGGUUGAUAGCGUUGGAGCAGUCGCAGCAGACGCAGGGUGACAAGCUGAAUCAGAUCAAGGCCAUGCGGAGGAGACCGUCCCGAUCGGCCAACGUCAUCACGCAGUGUCAUGACGAAACGAUCGCUAACAAUCGUUUUAAUUUGAAUCACGUGCAUCACUACCAUCAUCAUCACCAUCAUCACCACCAUCAUACUCGUGCUAAAUCUCAACCAUUCCGCAACACUGCUGCCGCAAUUAAUCCGAACAACAACACCACCACUACAACUACAACCAACAACAACAACAACAAUGCUACCGCCCUCAACAACAACAGUGAUCGAAUCGCUGCUGCUGCUGGUGCUACCGCUGCAAAUAUGCAAGCCAAUAAUCUCUUGAAUCAAAUCGCCUCAUCCAACAACAACAACAACAAUCACAACGCCCAUCAUCACAAUCAACGCGUCCCGACAGCAACCGAAGCAGAAGCGACGGCAACAUCACCCAAACCAAUACCGUCCUCGGCAACGGCAGCCGAAGGAGUUCCUGUGCCACCUGCUACCACCGGCACCACCAGCAGUAGCUCUGCGAGCGAGUCGCCACCAGCGGAUACGGAUCGAGGGGGAAAGCAGUUAACAGCCAUCACCACCACUACUACUAAUACGACAUGUUCUAAUUCUAUUUCUAAUGCAACAACGACAACAACAACCACAACAACCGCAACUGGUACGGUUCCGAGUGGUGCUGGUACAGGAGGAUGCCACCCUCCAACCGGAUUAGUGUUGCAAUGCGCGACACGGGCGCAGAACAACCGGCUGUACAGCAAGAGGUCCGUCUCCGCCAGCCAACAUAUUCAGCAGCAGAAGAACCGCAAGAAUGUACAACCCACAGCGGAGGUGAUCCUCACAUCGACGACGACAUCCGGAAUCGCUGCCCUGACCACAAACAGUACAACCAUUGGGAAUGCAACCACCGCAGCCAUUGCCGCUACCACCGCCGGCCAUCCGGCAGCCAUCAUCAAACUGACGGUCAAGGACGAAGUCAAACCGCGGGCCUCGGUCCGGACGGUUCGCAACAAUAGCCUCGACAGCUACCACCACCACUAUCAGUACAUCAACAUACCGAACAUCAUCACCUACAAGCGGGGCCGAUCGAAGAUUCCGGCCUCGGCACGGUUACGAUCGAGCCUGGCAGAAUCGACGGCUGGCACGGGUGCCGGGUCCGGUGCCGGCGGGGGCAAAAAGGGAGACAGUUCGGUGGUGGAUGCCGACAUCCAGCUGAUCCUGAACAAACCGAUGACGAGGAGGAUGCGGAAUGCUGGCGGAGGUACCGCUCCGCCGCAACUGAUCUCGGCUUCUUCGAAGUCUGUAGCCACGGCGGCAGCGGCAGCGGCGGCUGCCUCUGCUGCCGUAGCCGAUGAAUUGAACGGAAAUGGAGGAUUGUCCACAUCGCAUCCGCUGAGCGGAGACGACCAUCGGAACAACAACGGCGACAUCAAUCUGGAACUGACGAGCCUUACCGGGACGGUCGGACAAGCCAACACCAACACUAAUAGCAGUAGCAGCGUGGUAAAGCGCAACAAACGAUCUCGAAGCAGUACAAAGAUUGAGAAGGAGAAGAACGACGAGAAGGGAAGCAAACUGUUGCGGAAGAAUGGCGCAGCCGGAGCGGGGACAACAACAAGUGGGAUUCCGGUGGCAACGAAGAUGGUGGGGGCCGGCGGCGAUGCCAAAGGAGUGACGGCCAGCAGCGUGGAGAGUAUCGCCUCGGCGGCCAGCACUCCGACGGCCAGUCUCACGAGGAACACCUUCAGCAGCAGUUCGCUGAACCGGAAGGCCGGCCUUGGGGUUAAGUCGGGCGGGCCCGCGCCGGGGGAAACCUGCUCGGCGAGCAAUUCACUGAAGACGCGGAAGAAAUGAAGAACGUACUAUUGAGAUGGUACGCGCGAACCAUGGUGGGAAUAGCAUUUCUGUAAUGAUUUAGUAAUACACUAAUCUUAGAUUAGUGGACUGCAAUUUUUUGGACUCUAUACGGUAACGACUGUAGGAGAUUAGGUAAGUAAGGGGAAUGUUCGGGGAACCGAUCGGAGUGCUGCAGCAGGGAAACGGUUUCUGUGAUGUGAUUCCUCAUCCAAUUGUCAUUUAUCAAACGUUUCGUUUUGUAUGUUUAACCCGUAAUCAUUUGCUCUACCUCUCAUUUCGCUGUCUAUCUCUCUAUCCACCUAGCAGUGCAUCUCGAAACGAUCCAGUGUUACGCUUUUGCUACUAUAAUUUACAUGAUUUUAUAAGUUAGUUGACUCGAUGAAGAAAGUUUAUAUGAUCUAUCGCAGCGCGAUCGUUAUGUUAAAGUGUGCUAACCUGGCUGAAUUGAAUUGUUUAUCGCAGUUUAUUGCUAUUUUAGGUGAGUCCGUUCUAUUUUAGAUUUAAGCUUUUCUGUAUAUUUACUUUACAAAACAGACGGAAUUGUGAAUACAUUGGUUUUUGGGACAAGUGUGCGAAUGAA
Messenger RNA from Armigeres subalbatus, 5303 nucleotides. It is a transcript of the gene cdc14, whose product is annotated as mucin-5AC. Gene Ontology annotation, cellular component: centrosome; kinociliary basal body; nucleolus. The record is from RefSeq and is a predicted model, not a curated record. Bases 1265 to 4720 code for a protein of 1151 amino acids. Gene Ontology annotation, molecular function: protein tyrosine phosphatase activity; protein serine/threonine phosphatase activity; protein tyrosine/serine/threonine phosphatase activity. Lineage: Eukaryota; Metazoa; Arthropoda; Insecta; Diptera; Culicidae. Gene Ontology annotation, biological process: positive regulation of cytokinesis; regulation of exit from mitosis; cilium assembly. The transcript is spliced from 8 exons.